Messenger RNA from Eimeria tenella, 2797 nucleotides. RefSeq names its product WD domain, G-beta repeat-containing protein, putative. The record is from RefSeq and is a predicted model, not a curated record. Gene Ontology annotation, molecular function: protein binding; RNA binding. Gene Ontology annotation, cellular component: nucleolus. The transcript is spliced from 3 exons. NCBI's taxonomy places the organism in Eukaryota, Apicomplexa, Conoidasida, Eucoccidiorida, Eimeriidae. Gene Ontology annotation, biological process: positive regulation of transcription by RNA polymerase I; positive regulation of rRNA processing. The annotation marks the transcript as partial.
AUGGUGGCUGGAGCAGCAAGUCUGGCGCCGCUGCCGCCUCGCGCGGGCCACCUGGAAAUGGCCUACGCCGCUGCCAAUCGCAGCAGCAGCAGCAGCAGCAGCAGCAGCAGGGUGUCGGCGUACACGGAGCAGCUCUCUGGCUGCCUCACUGCUGCUGCUCCUGCCUUUUGCUGCAGCAGCAAAAUCAUUUGCUGCUCCAUGGGGCCCCACAUCUGCGUGUACACCACAGCUGCUGCUGAGCUGCUGUACACCUGCAAGGGCCACAAGAGCAGAGUUGUUGGGAUGGUGAGCAUCCCCCCGAAGCUGUACCGCGCGCUGCCGCCGAUGCUGCUGUCAUUUGCUGUUGAUGGCAGCAUUUGCUGCUGGGAGCUGCACAGCAGCCACUUCUUUUAUGACAAACUCGAGCAGCAGCAGCAGCAGCAGCAGCAGCAGCAGGACACGUCUCCCAACUGCCUGCGCACAAUGAAGGUGGAAGGCGCCAUCUUGGGCACUGCUGCUGCAUGCAGGAGCCGAGAGGUCGUGCUGCUGCUGCUGCUGCCAGCGCAGCAGCAGCAGCAGCAGGGCAGCGGAAGGAAAGGAGCAGCAGCAGCAGCAGCAGCAGACAGUUGCUGCUACGCGGUGCGCGUGCUGCCAUUUGAAGCCUUUCUGCCCUCUGCAGAUGGCCCCAGAGGAGCAGCAGCAGCAGCAGCGCAUCAGCAGCAGCAGCAGAUGCUGCUGCAGGGCGAGGACUUGUUCACCUUCAAAGAGCUCCCGUCGGCUUUUGCUGCUUCGCCCACAGCCAACACGAUUGCUGUUGCAUGCGGGAAGGCGCUGCUGCUGUACAAGCGCCAGCAGCAGCAGCAGCAGCAGCAGCAGCAGGUGCUGCGGCUGCUGCACGUGGACCUGCUGGUCCAGGUGUCUAUACACCCGGAGGAGCUGUUCGUUGCUGCUGGCGACGAUCAGGGCCGCAUCGUGCUGUUCUACACAGCGCAGCAGCAGCAGCAGCAGCAGCAGCAGGUGCAGCAGCAGCAGCAGCUGCGGACCGCGGUGCUGCACUGGCACUCGCACGCAGUGAACUGCCUAGGGUUUAGCAGCGAUGGUUUGCUGCUGCUGUCAGCAGCAGAAGAGGGGGUUUUGGUUUUGUGGCUGCUGCAGCAAGGGUUUAGGCGGCAGUUUUUGCCGCGGCUGGGGGCCCCCGUGCUGCAGCUGUCGCUGGCGUGGACGGAGCUGCUGGCGCAGCAGCAGCAGCAGCAGCAGCAGCAGCAGCAGAUGGAGCUGCUGGCGCUUGCAUGCGCAGACAACAGCGUCCGAGUCAUUCAGGGGGGGACUCUUGCUGCUGCUGCUGCUGUCAAGGGGGUGGCCAUGCCGCUGGCGGCCUUCAAGCUGGACCUUGCUGCUGCUGCUGCUGCUGCUGCCAAAGCAGCAGCAGCAGCAGCGCCGGCUGCUGCUGCAGCGCCGCCCGCAGACGCAGACGCAGACGCCGCACUCCAGAGGAAGCAGCAGCAGCUGCUGCUGGAGCAGCGGCUCCUCAGCAGCAGCAGCAGCAGCAGCAGACCCGUCCGCAUCAGCCUCCGGCCCUUCACCGUCAACAGCAGCAGCAGCAGCAGCAGCAGGGACAUGCUGCUGGUGUGCAGCAGCGAGUCGCAGCUGCAGUGUCUCGACAGCGAAAGCGGCCAGGAGGAGUUCCUGCUGCUGCUGCAGCAGCGUACAUACACCUCACGGGCGGACGAGGCAUUUGGCUGCACUUGGGCUUUGGAAGCAGCAGCAGCAGAUUGCUGCAGCAGCAGCAUUGCCGUGCUGCAGGCCAGAGACACGCAGCAGCAAUCAGCAGCAGCAGCAGCAGCAGGCCUGUUCCCCGCAGACUCCAGCAGCAGCACAGUCUGCACCUGCUCCUGCUGCAGCAGCAAACCUCCCAGGGUCAGACCGGCAACCUGCUGCGCCUGCAGCAGCAGCAGCAGCAGCAACAGCUUCUGCUGCAGCAGCAGCAGCAGCGCCUGCUGCAGCUACUAUAGAGGGGAGCUGCCGCUGGAGCCGCAGCAGCAGAGCAGCGGCCGCAGCUACUCCCUCUCCUUCUAUGUUUGGAUGGAGUCCAGCAGCAGCAGCAGCAGCAGCAGCGACGAAGAGGACGAGGACCCGCAGCAGCAGCAGCAGCAGCAGCAGCAGCAGCUGGGGUGGCGGCCUGAAGCACGCGGCAGCUUUGUUCUUUUAAAUGAAGUCCAAGAGCCUCACCUUCACGACGUCACUGCCCUUCAGCCCCACCCCCUCGAGCCCUGCAGCUUUUUGACAGCUUCAAUAGACUCUCGGUUCAAGAUAUGGCGGCGGGUGGCAGCUCCGGGAGCAGCAGCAGCAGCAGCAAGUUCUGCUGCUGCUGCUGCUGCUGCUGCUAGCUAUUCUGCUUUUGUUUGUUUGGUGGAGUUUAGCUGCUGCAGCUUGCCAGUUUACUGCUGCUGCUUCUCUGCUGAUGGCUCGCUGCUUGCUGCUGCUCACGGGGGUUUUGUGUCUCUUUGGGCUGCUGCUGAGGGCCCCCGUUUGCUGCACACUCUCCCCGUUGCUGCUGCUGUCCUCAGCAGCAGCAGCAGCAGCAGCAGCAGCAACAGCGAAAGCGGCGGCGACGCAGCAGACCCAGAACCCGCAGCAGCACCAGCAGCAGCAGCAGCAGCAGCAGCAGCAAAGGAUUGCAUGCUGCUGGAGAGGCGCUGCGAAUCUGUGUUUAUAAUAGAAUCUUCCUUUGGCAUCUUUCUGCUGCUGCAGACAGCAGCAGCUUUGCUGCUGCUGGACGCGCAGCAGCUGGCAGUUGUGUGGCAGCAAACUUUCGAAG